AAACACCGGUAUAUAGUAUUGAGUGUUUUAUCCAUGCACAUGGUUUUUAUUACAGUUUAUUAACAGCAUUUUUCUAUAAGAAACUAAGUGCAUAACAUUAAGUUCCAAUCUUUUCAUUAACAAACUCACAUUUCCCCCUAAUUAUUUGGAGGGUAUGUGUGCAUGUUAAACUAGAAAUGAUAAUUUGAAGUUGUCUUCAGUUCUAUCAGUCAAGAAUGAAGCUGCUUGGCCAUGGGUAAUCUUGGAUAUGAAGUACACCUCUUUGCCUCCCAGCUGUUUCUUCGUAGAUCAGGUCAGCUGGCAGCAUGUGCUGGGCAUAGUGAUCAUUAUGUAAUUUGGGGCUGUAUGGAAAUAUUGCUGGUUCUUUCUCCCUCUCAGGACUUGUGAUGGCUGUGUCUUGUUUUCUGCAGAACUGUCUUGGAAGUCAUGUCCCAGCUAGGCUUUGCUUGCCAGCCUCCUCCUGAUGUUGACACUGAUGACUGUCUUCCGGAAUACUCCUACCUCUUCAGUCCAGACAUUCUCAAGUGAGUACUACCAAGUACUCAAAACACUGCUUUGAAACCUUUAUCUAGAUUAAUUUACCCUGUGCAAUUUUCAUUCCUCACCUCUGCUAUGUCUACCUCCUCAUCUGCUCCUCUUGAUCUUUGGUGUUAGUCAAUUUAUACUUGGUGUUGGUAUAUUAAUAGUGAUGUGUUGCUUAUUUUAACUUGUGUUCUUUUAAAAAAAAGUGAGUAGGAGUGGGAGUAGCCACAAAACAGUGUGUUUUGUAAAAAAAUAAAAUAUUAGGAAGAUGUGAGAUGCAUCUUCAGAGCUCAGGAAAUCAUCUUUACUGAGCCCUCCUUUCAGAUUUUGUACCAACAGUUUACAUGUUGUCAAAGAUAGGGAAAUGUAACAUUUUUAAAAUACUGUCAGAGACAUAUUUAAACUAGAAUAAGGUACACGUGGCAUAAGAGAUGAAGGGCUCAAAUAUCUCCCCCAGAGGCAAAACCGAUGCAUCAUAAGAUGGAUUUCGUGCAGUUUCAGUUUAUCUUUUUAUACUAUCCUCUUCAUUCCCUGCUAGUAUAAGCCUCCUUCAAGCUUGGAAUGACUGUUUGCUUUGUAGAAAUAUGUCCAUGUCUUAGGCCUGCUUGGAAGUACAUUGCUCUCAUCUCUAAAGAUUUCUAAAGGUGCAAUUUCUAGUCACUGCCUCUUUACCAGCAGCAGAUACAGUGUGCUUUUUAUUUACUUCUGAGAAUUCAUAUUUUUCCACUCAAACAGAAUUCCUUAUUAGGUAUGUGUUUAUGCCACUACUUGCAGCAAAACAGGUAUUCUGUAGCAGCUGAAAAUGUUGGAUGGUUUUGCCUUUUGAGGGCUCAUGCAGUUGAAUUGGGCAAGUGGUUAUCUUUUUGCCUAAUCUACUUCACGAGACUCCCGUGAGGCCUCAAUUACUUUCAGUACAAGCGUGACAAAUCAAGACUGACUCUUAGCAUAUUAGUAAACUGUCUUCCUUUUUUUUUUAAAUAAUUUUUAUUAACCGACCAAUCAAAUCAAAUCAAAUCACAUAAAUUCCGAAUUACAAAGCCGAAUUUUAAAUUUUUGUUGAGGGGACCCAUAUUUCAAGUUCCGAAAGGGGAUUCCGAUCAUCUUCUUGCUGCUGCGUUAAUAUCCACAAAUCUGUCCAAAUAAUGUUCAUAAUUCUAUCCAGUCCUAUCUUGCUGUUUCCACAUCUCAUCUUGUUCGUAUAUUUUUCUUUUUUUCUUUAUGAUCUCUUCUGAUAAUCUCCUUAAGCAGGUAAACACCAAUUAUAAUCCUGUGUGAAUUUUUCCGUUUGUCCAAUCAUCAUAUCAAGAUGGUUUCCAUAUAUCAUCACUUUCAUAAAUAACAGCACUCUUUCCAUCAUUAGUCUCGCAAAACUGUCGCCUUCUUUUGUCCCUCUGAGGAGGCUCACCCACAAUAUGAAAACAGAUCUGUUCCUCCUCCCAGACAUAAGUCUUUCGACAGAACUUGCCAAUAUGGUGACGCUAUUUUUUGCUGCGUCAUUCCAAAGCUCUUAUGCUUUCCACGAUCUUCUUAAAACAUGCUUUGGUUAGAAAAUUAUCUCCACACAGUCUUAAAUCCACAGCUUAAGUCAUUUAAAUGGCAUUUCUGACUUGUGACUUGUGGGGGGGUGGAUUCUUGGUUAAUCACAUAGAGAAAAGAAAGGAAAGUCCCGUCCCCCCCCAUCCAGUCCCAUUGCCAAACAUACUGAGCCUUGGUGUGUCUUCUCAUGAUUUAUUCCUGUUCCUCCGACCCGUCUUAUUUAUCAGAGAUCUCUUCAGUUAGCAGUCUUUACUCCCCCUUCUUCCUUGAAAUAUGUGCAUUAGCUUCCACCUAAUUGUUUCUUUUGAAGUUGCUGCAGCUAGAGGCGCGAAUCAGAGACAGCAUCCAGGAGCGCUGAGAUCCGCACAAGGGCUUUCUGCCUAGUGCCCCCACCCACUCAAAUUCGGGGGUGGUAUAGGGCACAGCAGGCAAGGGCAGUCCCCCCCACACGCUUGGGGGCGUGGCGGGAGGCUGUUUACUCCCAUCACAGCCUCUUAAUUACCUCGUGUGGGUCGGAGAGAUGUUAUUGUCAGCCAUCUUCCGAUGCGCCCCUAGUGGCCCCUCAGUAAACUGUCUUCCUAUUUCAGACAUGCAUUUCAUAGUACAAGUGGCAUCUGCUAAGUGGAGGACGCAGGAAACCUCUGGUCUGCCUGGGAUUGAUGUGGUCUGACCUGACUGAAUUUCCCUCAUUCCUCCUUUUUGUAUGUGUCACGAUCUUCACUGAUGCUGCUCUUUCUGAACGUGCAUUAUGAAAAGUCUAUAUGGAUCCCACUUGCCAUGGUUUCAGACGUCUUCUUUCUUUCUAGGGGCAAAGUUGCAUUCAUCACUGGCGGCAGCUCCGGCAUUGGAUUCCGCACAGCUGAGAUUCUGAUGAGGUAUGGACACUCUGGUGCGGGAGCAGCUUGGCUUUACUUAAGCUUGCAAUGCUUUUGGUCUCUGCUGUAUUCUCCUGCAGCAGCCACCAGCCUGUUCCUAGGAAGCAAGUCCUUCCUUCCCUUUGCAGCUGCAUCCUGCUUCAUGCCAUUUGUGUUUUCUGCAGCUUUUCUGCAGAUGUGUGUCCUAUGGUGAGAUGUGCCAUGGAACUGCAGCCGUUUGGGGUUCUCUACUGCAUAUAUCGGGACGUAUCUCUGCAUUUUGCAUGAUCACUGCAGGAACGCCCAGUUGCCAUGUAGCAGCCUGGUUGGAAGGAAAGGUGACAGGAUGUUAUCAAGGAGAGUUGCCCCCCCCCCCAAACACACACACACACACACACACACACACACACACACUUGUGAAAAAUCUGAAUGCACAGCUCCACAUCCGCCCACUAAGCAUAACCAAAUUAAAUAUACAAAUUACUAUAUCUAAAACCUAUCCAAACUGCACAAGUAUUGGCCAGUGUUAAUACCUGAGCUUUAUGGUUUCUGGGUUAUCCAAUCUGAUGGCAGGUUGCAGACACACAUGGAGACCACACAAGCAUACUGAAUCCCCAUGGCUGGUAGCAGAGGUGUGUCUGAGUAGACAAGCGAGUGAUGAGCACAAGGUGUUCUGUGUCACCCUCACCAUCUAAGGUUUUGCUUGCAGGCAUGGCUGUCAUACUAUCAUUGCCAGCAGGAACCUUCAGAGGCUAACAGAGGUGAGUGGACAGGAGACUGUUAUCCCUUUCAGAUCCCUUUCAAAUCAAGGCCUUGGCAGAGGCACUUCUGCUGGAGUCACCUGUCUCAAGCAACAGAUUGGGGAGGUGUUGAGGAUGGUAUAGACCAGCGGUUCUCAAAACUUUUUUCUCUGGGCCACACUUUCAGAAUAAAAAUUUGCUCGCUCAACACCAAAUUUCUUAUUGAUGAGAAAUACAUUGGAAGACAACACUGGAAAGUUUAAACACACCUCACUGAAACGCUUAAAUGUUUCUUUGAUUGCCCUUGAAUCUUCCUGCCACACUUGCCACCCUCUCCAAUGUGGCCUCACCCUUGACAACUGCUGGCAUACACGGAAGACAGAUGGAUCUGAUCUGUGGGCACUCUUGUGCAAGGUCUGUUCAGAGGAAGAAAAGUUUCACAAGACAAUGGCUUCCUUCUUCUUUAAGUUAAGAAAAAGGUGGUAGAUAAGAGAACUCGUGAGUGAGGCCUGAAGAAAACUUGGAAGCUGGGUAUGGAGGGGAGAGCAUCCUAAACUGUGUUUCUCUCUUAGGACAAACUGCCCCACUAACCUCCGCCUGCCACCAGCCAGCCCCUACUUACCUGCCUUCUUACAUUCAGUCUAGGGAUGAAACAGCCAAUCAGCUUCCUUCCCCUUAGUCUCAGGGUUGGCCUGGUAGAACUGAGCAGGGGGGAGAAGGACAAAACUAAAACUAGUUGGCUCUGUCACGGACUGUGAUGCCACCUACUGUUGGUCUCCCCAUCUUCCACCCAAAUCGUUGCAGAAAUGCAGAGAAUUGAGAUUGGGGGAAAUAAGAAAUGUAGGGAACAAAAACUCCAUUAUUGUCUAUCUACAACUGAGAUGUGGUCCCUCCCGUGAAUAUUCGUUGUCAUCUUAAAUGCUGCUGGGUGCACAGCCCUUAACAUACCACAUCAUAGAUUCUCAGAGGUGAGCCUGUGUUUCCACGUAAGAGGUACCUGAAACAUUUCACAGAAGCCUUUUGAGAACCUUCCUAAACAAUGCAGUAUGUUGAUGAAACCAGGAAGGGUUUCCCCAUCCAACAGCACAGCAGGUGCUUAACAUGGAAAUCUUGCACUAAUUCUUGACACAAAUCCCUUUUCCCAGUCUUUCAUGCGUCCAGCUCGCCAUGCUGCGGCAGGAAGACAGAAGACGGUGGUCAUUUAUUACCGAAUAUUCUUUUCCUUUUUUUAUAGGCUGCCAAGAAACUGUCAGCAGCCACUGGCCAGCGAUGCCUGCCCCUCACGCUGGAUGUCAGGCAGCCACAGAUGAUCAUGGCAGCCGUGGAUGAGGCCCUCAAGGAAUUUGAGAGGAUUGAUAUCCUUGUCAACAGUAAGUUAUUUGCGUCAGCAGAGGACAUUCAUGGGGUGUACUGCUGGCCACCUGUCUACAAGCUGGGAAAAACUGCUCACUGUUGCAUGCUCUGGGAGGGUGAUCUUUGAGGGUGCUGGCAGGGCUGUUUUAGUAGUAGGCCAGGGAUAGGAAACAUUUUUCAGCCCAAGGGCCACAUGACCUUCUGAGAAACCUUCUGAGGGCCAUAUUCCAGGGGUGUUUUGCAGGGGGGCAGGGACAAAAGUGGGCAGAGCAAUGAACGUAAACUAGAUGCUCUGCAAACAUACACUCUCCCCAGCUGCGCCCCCCGCCCCCCAGUAAAUCAAGUAAAUAAAUAAAAAAUACUUAACUAAAAGUAGAAAAAAACCAGAACAUUUGAAAUUGAAAGGCUCACUGAGGUCACUUGAAUGAUGUUGUGGCGCAUUCUAGCAAUGCAACUGGGAAACUGAGCAAUAAGCGUGGCUUCCGCAAGCGGGCCAAUCACGUCGCAGAUAGCUCGGUUCUGGAACAGGACAGGUGGUUGUCCUUCCCCUUCACCGCCCCCAACCCCUCCAAAUCCUGGCUACACCGAUGCACAUACCCCUCUCUUGCUUGUCCAGGCAAGCAAGAGGCAUCCUCGAAGUUCAAGUUCAACCCAGCCAGGCAAAAGCAGGGUCAUUGAGGGGUGUGGCUUGGGGCCAGAUAAAGGGGUCCUGGAGGGUUGCAUCACGAACCUAGGCUGGAUGUUCCCCACCCCUGUAGUAAGCAGUGAAAUGGGGUGGUUUCUGAUGCCACAGUGGGCCCAUGGCAUGCCCUUGUACCAGCCACGCCUGCCUUGCCAUGCUGAUUCAGUCUCCAACUUCUCUCUCUCCCUUGUCCCCAGAUGCUGCUGGAAACUUCCUGUGCCCAGCCAGUGCCCUGUCCUUCAAUGCCUACAAAACCGUGAUUGAGAUUGACACCUUGGGAACAUUCAACGUCUCCAAAGUGCUGUAUGAGAAGUGUCUCCGUGUAAGUUUCUCUCCUCCAUCAGAGGCUUUUCUCCCUGCGGACAGACUUUCCUCAGCUCCUGUGCUCUAGGGUCAAUUGCCCUGGGCAGGGGUGGGGGGAGCUUUUUUUUAACACCUGAGGGACACGUUCCCUUCAAGAAAAGAAUGUGGGGAAAGGUUUCUAUUUAUGCCAGCUAUGUUCAUUUUGGUUUGUGCCUGCUGCACUUGCUGUUAAUCCUUUCUGUCAUUGUUCCCAGAGCUGACUUUAUUUUGUUGAUCUAGGACCAUGGCGGAGUCAUUGUCAAUAUCUCGGCAACCCUAAGCUACAGAGGUCAGGCUCUCCAGGUGCAUGCGGGGACAGCUAAGGCAGCCAUAGGUACCGUAAGCAAUUUGGCUCCCCUUCUCACCUACACCCUUAAUCGAGUUUUAUUCCUCUCCCUGUCCCUCCCACCCAAGUGGAAGUCAUGGUGUUCUGGCACCACCUACAGUCUGGAAGAGAUGUUGCAGCUUCCAGAUUGAGCAACAGAGAAGCCUUCUGGCCCACAGUGAUAAGACCACUUCUAGGACAUGGGUGCCCUCCCUGUCUGAAUUUUUAAAAGAAGAGUUGCCAUCUGCAAAUGCAUAUAGUUUUAUCAUAUUGACUGUGUCUGGAUGUAAUGCUAAGCCAUGGUUUGCUGUGUUUUUAUUAUGCUGGAAGCCACUCAAAGUGGCUGGAGCAACACAGUCAGAUGGGCGGGGUAUAAGUAAUGAAAGUAUUAUUAUUACUACUACGGUGAGCCUACAGCAGUGAUUCCCCUCCCUGGCAUGGCAACAAUGAAGUUAUGGGAAAGUUCUGCUCUAGAUUAAUUGCAGUUCAGCAUGUUGUCUGAACUCCAAACAGUGGUUCACCUUAACUUCAGUUAGUGAAAACAAGUUUGACAUUAGCUCAUUUCGACAGUUUGUCCAGGUUCAACCAAAAUGGUUAAUCAAAAACAGAAGCAAAAGCUUCCAAAGUCAAACUUGUAGCUGUGCUGGAGGAGGAAGGGAAAGUGUAUGAGUGCUUGGCUCGUGCUCCUGGCACUAAACCAGGCUUCCUCAACCUCGGCCCUCCAGAUGUUUUGAGACUACAAUUCCCACCAUCCCUGACCAUGGUCCUGCUAGCUAGGGAUCAUGGGAGUUGUAGGCCAAAAACAUCUGGAGGGCCGAGGUUGAGGAAGCCUGCACUAAACCAUUAACAUCUGAAUCAGCCCAAUGUCUUGUCAAGGGUUUUGCAAAUUCAGCUGGCUUUCAUUCAUUGUUUUCUGUGUGGUGGGUUUCACUAUUUCUUUUCUUCUUGUGAAGUGCUGAAUGUCUUGAGAAAUUCUGUUUCUUUUGCUUCUGUUUAUUGUCCUAAUAAUAUAUAUAUUUUUAACACACAUACAUGCAAUGUAAUUCUUCCCUGUGCAAAAGGAGAAUUCCUUUCCAGCUUGUUGUGGAUAGGGUCUCUUUCAAUCACCAAGAGACUGGCAGAGUUGAUGCGGGGAGGAUUGUGCCUUGUGAAUGGGCAAGAACCAGAUUUAGAUUUGAUGACUUUCCAGUUCUUUCUAGUGCUGUAAUUCUUAGCUUUUCAAUAUUUGUUCUUGAUCCUCUCUGACUGUCUUCUCCCUUACAGAUUCAAUGACAAAACACCUGGCUGUGGAAUGGGGUCCUAAUGGAAUCAGAGUGAAUAGCUUGGCGCCAGGUCCUAUUUCGGGUACAGAGGGUCACCGCCGCUUAGGUAAAGCAUUAAAUAUAAUUUGAAGUGCUGUCUGUGUGAUUUACCUGGAAAAGAAACAACUGGGGAGACCACCCAGCUAUGAAGGUCACUGGGCAACCUUGGACCAGUCACCUCUCUCACAAGGUUGUUGUAGGAGUAAAGUGUGGGAGAAUGCAUGCCAUCUGUACCUCUUUGGGGGAAGAGCACAGCGUAAAUAAAUUAAAGUAAAUAGGCAUGCCUAUACUAUCCAUUAGAAUUUCCAGGGUGGAUCGUUCAUAAGAAUUAAUAAAAUUCAGUAGAUGACUUGAAUCAAGACUUGUUAGACUGAGACUCGAUGAACUUGCAGUGAAACACUUCCAGAAAUCUUCUGUGCCAAGCAGGGAAUCGGACAAUAUGUUAUUUAUACUCGAACAUCAUGGAGCAUUCGGAGUUGCUUUUGCAACAGGGGUGGCUAAGAGGGGUGCAGACCACAUGCAUACAUUCGGACUGCCCCCUCUCUGCUUGUAAGCCAAUCAGCUGAGGAGAAUGGGGGUUCUCCCCCAUUGCAGCUAAGCAAUGGGGUACAAAAGGGAGGGAGAGAAAAGAAAGGCCAUUUUUAAAAGGGGGGGGGCUCUCCUCCCUUUGAGGCACCACCAUUGGAAUAAGGUCUUAGUGCUUAGGAAACGUGAAUAAGUUCUUCAGCAGAUGUUGGGCUUUGUUCUUUUUUUGUGGGCUUCCCAGAGUAAUUUGGUUUGCCACGGUGAAAACAGAAUCCUGGUUUAGAUGGCACAUCUGUGCUGACGGACCUGCAACAACAAGGCCUUGUUGUUAACGUUUAAAGCUCUGAACAACUUGGGACCAGGUUUCAAUUUGUAUUCUUCUACAGUGGUACCUCGGGUUACAUACGCUUCAGGUUACAUACGCUUCAGGUUACAGACUCCGCUAACCCAGAAAUAGUGCUUCAGGUUAAGAACUUUGCUUCAGGAUGAGAACAGAAAUCAUGCUCCGGCGGCGCAGCAGCAGCAGGAGGCCCCAUUAGCUAAAAUGGUGCUUCAGGUUAAGAACAGUUUCAGGUUAAGAAUGGACCUCCGGAACGAAUUAAGUACUUAACCUGAGGUACCACUGUAUGCUGGUUUUCAUGUUGCAUUUUUUGUUUUAACGAUACUGUUUAUGAUGUACACCACUUAGAGCCAGUGUGGCGCAGUGGUUGGAGUGUUGGAGUAGGACCCAGCAGUCCCCACUCGGCCUUGAAGCUCCCUGGGUGAUCUUGGGCCAUUCGCUCACUCUCAGCCUAACCUGCCUCGCAGGGCUGUUGUGAAGAUAAAAUGGGGAGGGGGGAGAACUACACAGGCCACUUUGAGCUCCUUGGAGGAGAGGUGCACUACAAAUACAAUAAAUAAAAAUUAUGUGCCAUUUUGAAUUAAAGACAUUGCUUUCCUCCUUCUUGUUUUUAGUUCAGCCUCACCCGGAAGCACAAAACCUCUUUCGGAACAUCCCCCUCCAGCGGGUGGGGAACAAGACGGAGAUUGCCCAUAGCGUCCUGUACCUGGCCAGCCCCCUCGCCUCGUACGUGAGCGGCACAACCCUGGUGGUGGACGGCGGGGCUUGGAUGACCUCCGAGAACAACUUCCCCGCACUGUUGGGUAUUGCCUCACACUCUGCUAAGCUCUAGGUGACGUUUCUUUCCCCCUCUGUGGGACUGGAAGCAGGGGCGUUGCUAGGUACUCAAAUAGAAUAAAAUAAAAGAGGCUGCAGGGCCAUGGCGGGGCGGGGGUGUCCAUGUGCUGUGGUGCGCACAUUUGCACUGAAUUAGUACAUGCUCAUGUGUCUGUAUGGAUGCAAACACACUUUGCAGCAUGCUCAACAGCCCAUUAAGAAUUGGAGAGAAAAGAAAAGAAAUAGGCCUUUAAUAACAGGGGAGGGAGGAGCAGGGUUAUCCAGAGAGCCCAGCACAGAAGACCUGGGGCCUGGCUACCCCCUAGCAACGUCCCUGAUUAGAUAGUUAUAAAGCAGGCUUGGGGAACCUUUGGCCCUCAAGAUGUUGUCAGACCACUACUCCCAUCAGCCUCAGCAAGCAUGGCCACUGGCCAGGGAUGAUGGGAGUUGUAGUUCAGCAACAUCUGGAGAACCAGAGGUUCCCCACACCUGCUGUAAAGGUCCUUGUGUCAAGAAAGCCACAGUCUUCAGGUGAGAAUUUUUGUCGUGUGCCCCUCCAGUGCAGGGGGAAGCAGAAGAUAAAUUGGAGGAAUGACAGUAGAUCCGCAAGGUAUUCUGAUUCUCAAGUUAUUUUAACAUUUGCAACAAUUUCAGCCGCUUGCUUUGGAUUCCAUCUCAGUUUUUCUCCAACCUCCUUUCUCUCUUACAGGCGUCUGGGCUACAGAAUUAAAGAAAGAGAAAUGAAACAUGACCCUGGGAACCUGACGGAUGGGACACUGCAACUUCAACGCUACUCUCCGCAGAGCCAAAGGAGUCAGCCACUCGCCUCCUCUAGCAACAAGAUAACUUUUAGACAACAGUGGUAAUGGUGCUGUUUGAGAUUGAUGCUGGGCGCAGAGGCUAGGAGGUUGCAGCCUAUUUUAUUCUCACCUAAAAGCUUUCUCUUGAAUGCCCAUGAAUGCCUUGUGUGGCACAAAACUGUUGUCUGGAGUGGCAGCCUGGAAGAACAGAGAUUUGGCUUGAUUUACAUUUAAACCUUGGCAUCCUUUGCUUUGCCUGUGCUCUUUACCAUCUGAGCCUUUUUGUCAAGGAAAGGGAGGAGUGUGUCUGUCCGUCUGUGUUGUGUAUCUGCCCCUCCAGCCUGAAUCCUCUCCACCUCUAAUCUUCAUGAUUCUGGACCAAACAGGGUGAUUCUGCACUUUUUUGCCAAUGCUCUUUAUUUUUCGGUUAGGGGAAAUACCUCUCUCCCCAUCAAAAAACCCCAACACUCAUCUUUUUUAUCUAAUAAAUUCCAUAUGCAAUCUUUGCUUCUUGCUAAGCUUGUACUUUCAGUAUUGGUCUGGUUCCUAAUGCAGCAUGCUUUUCCUAUGAGACUCUCUGCUCCUUGAAGGAAGAAUUCAUUAUUCCUCUCGACAAUAUUGUACUGCCUUAUGCUGCGCUCCCUAAAAUGGCACUUUAUGAGUUGCAGUCAGCACUCGAAACAUGAGCUGCAUUUGGGUGAUCACAUCUUGGUUUAAUAAGCUGAGACAUGCACAAGCUUCAUGAACCCACAUGCAAACCCUUUGCUCCAGCUCCACUGCCCUUUGCAUGAGAGGGGAGAAGGCUUCGGCUAACCAUGGUUUCCUGUUACAUCCGAACCCGGUUAGUGACUCUCAAACAAGCUGGAAUACAAAACCAUGGUAUAAAGUUGCCUUCUAGAUCCUGGCUGUUUUGGAAGCCGCCAACCACAGUCUCCUUGUUUGGGUGUAACAGGAAGCCGUGGUUACCUUCAGCUUCCUGUCUUGUCCACUCAUAAAAAGGGGGAGUAAAAUGGGAUCAAAGGGGCUGUAUAUGGGUGCAUGAAGUUCAUUUUUAUCUCAUCGUAUCAAGCUGAGAUUUGAUCAUUGGAAUAGGGCCUGUGUUGGAUACAUGUGCUACAGGAAAUUUAUUAGCAUUUAUUAAUCACCUUCCACACAUGUCUCAAGACAUAUGAACAGCGAAUUAAGUCCAUUUUACAUACUUAGAAAGUAAUACUACAGGUAUUUGUGUUUUAAACUUAGUACAUUUCUUACAAAAACAAUCCACACACACACACACAAGGAACUGCAGAUCAUAAAAAAUAAGUGGAGCAGGCUCUGUUCUUGGUAAAGCCCAUAUCAUAGCUGUCAACUUUUCCCUUUUCUUAUGAGGAAUCCUAUUCGGAACAAGGGAAUUUCCCUUUAAAAAGGGAAACAUUGACAGCUAUGGCCCAUAUAUUGCCUCAAAAAAAUCCAUGAAGGCAGCUUUGCUUCCUUUGGAGUCAGACGUAAAUCCCCCAUCCCUGGAGUAAAAGCCAUCUGAGCUCAGGGGCCACAUUAUCUCAUGCACAGCCUUCCAGGGAGCUGUCACACGUGAAUGGUGGGUGGGAGCAGAAAGUUUCUAAUCACAUGGAGGUCUCCCUUGCUUGCCACUGAAUGAACUCAAAAACCCCCGAUCCCUUUUCUCCCCUUCAUGCCCUCCUACAAUGGAGAGGGACAGGGUGCUUGCACUGUGUGUUUGUUCUUUGCUGUGAUGCUGAUUCUCACCAGCAUUUCUGCUCCUGCCCACCACCCGCAGGCAAGUGAGGAAAUUAUGCAAUUGCUAUUGAUUUUGGAGAUUGCUGAGCAAAGUGGCAGAGAGAGGGAAGUGCACACGGAUCUUAAGCUCCCUUAAGUGUGUCCUUUAACUGCAGUUUCCUCAGUGAGCCCUGUGGAGCGGGGGAAAGGGAAAGCUGCUGGUUAAAAACUGAUUCCUACUAACGCUACACCACACACACACACACACACCAAGAAAACACUACUUAAUAACUUAAAAGGCCCCCAGCUACCUUGUCAGGCAGUCAUAUUUUUAUUGCUUGUAGCCAAUAGUCAUUCCAAUAUGGGCUGUCGCGUGGAAGAUGGAGCAAGCACAUGGUUGAACGACGGAAAACACAGGAAGCAGCAACAGCCACUGACUUAGAUGGCUUCAAAAGAGGAUUGGGCAAAUCCAUGGAGAGGGCAAUUGAUGGCUACUAACCAUGAUGGCUAUUCUCUGCCUCCACGGUUGGAGGCAGCAGCACUACUGAAUGCCAGAUGCAAGAAACCACAGGAAGGGGAAAGGCUCUGGCUUGCUGGUUUGAGAACAGGAUGCUGGACUAGAUGAGCCAUUGGCCAGAUCCUGCAGGCUCUUCCUUUGUUCUUAAGCUUGUUUUCUGCUGCUCCAGAAGGUAGGACCCAAACCAAUGGGUUCAAAUUACAAGAAAGGGGCCAACUAAACAUUUGAAAGAACUUUCUGAUGGUAAGAGGUGUUUUGACAGUGGAACGGACCACGUGGGAAGGUAGUGAACUCUCCUUCGCUGGAGGUUUUUAUGCAGAGGUUGGGUGGCCAUCUGUCAGGGGUUCUUCCGCUGUGAUUCCUGCAUUGCUGGAGGUGGACUGCACAACCCCUGGGUGUACCUUUCAACUCGACAGUUCUAGGAUUCUAUGAAUAUUAAGAACAAAAAAACCAAUCCAAAAGUAAGUUAAAACAUAUCAAUUUUUGGAACUGCAAAAUAUCGUGGGUGUCACUGUGGACUUGCUGAUCAGAAGGUCGUGGUUCGAAUCCCCAUGACGGGGUGAGCUCCCGUUGCUUGGUCCCUGCUCCUGCCAACCUAGCAGUUUGAAAGCACGUCAAAGUGCAAGUAGAUAAAUAGGUACUGCUCCGGUGGGAAGGUAAACGGAGUUUCCGUGUGCUGCUCUGGUUUGCCAGAAGUGGCUUAGUCAUACUGGCCACAUGACCCGGAAGCUGUACACUGGCUCCCUCGGCCAAUAAAGCGAGAUGAGCGCUGCAACCCCAGAGUCGGUCACGACUGGACCUAAUGGUCAGGGGUCCCUUUACCUUUAAUUAUUGUCAUGGGGCAAUGGAACUGCAAUGGCUCAGCUGGUAGACCAUUAAUCUCAGGGUCAUAGAUUCAAGCCCCAUGUUGGGCAAAGCAUUCCUGCUCUACAGUGCUAUGAUUCACAAACAUACCAUGAAAAUAGUUCUAAAAACAGUACCAAAAGAGCAACUAAUAAAAGGAUUAAAAACAAUACAGAAUGAACCCGAAUCAUUUAGAUUAAAAAGAGAUUUCCUUGACGCUUAACUUGAUUUGAAUCAAAACAGCAGCAAUAGCUUUUGUCACUGUGUUCAAACCUAUUGUAUAGGUCAGAGGUUUUCAACCUUCUUGAGCCCACAGCUCCCUUGACCAACUACACUCUUUCUAUGGCACCCCUGUGGGGCUCAGGAGCCCAGUUAUGUCACCCCUUGCCGGCAGAUUCUCACCCUUUUUUGAACAUCCUCCCUUGUGGAGUGUUCCCUCAGCCUCCUCUCCCCUCUCCUUGGAGUCCUCUGGGCAGCCAUGGAGCUGCCUUGUCCCACCUCAAAGAGAGGGGACUAUAGCCAGGGCUGCUGCAACAAACACCUGUACAAGCCAUUGGGAGGCAGAGACACAAGAGGGCAUCAGAGGAGUGAGGGAAGGAAAGAAGGACAGAGGCCAGUGUUGCCUGCGCGCCCCUGACCAACAUUCAAGGCACCCCAGGGUACCAUGGCACUCGGGUUGAAAACCACUGGUAUAGGUCAUAAACUUGUCUAUGAUUGUUCAGCAACCAUCUAAUUUUGAAAUCAUCAGAUUGACCCGGAAAAUUAUGAAAUGAGUUAAGAAAUUCUGUUCCUGGGUGAGUUGUGUAAAAGGCCAAACAAGAUAUAGUGCACAAUGUAUUUGAUCCGGCCUGAUCUGUGUACACAAAGGCCUAUUAAAUAAUUUACUCCUCAGGUAUUGUAUGGACAUAGUUUGGAAUCUAAGCAAAGUAAAUGCAUCUCUAAUGGGGGAAAACAAGUUAAUCCCCACAGAUAAGCAGCCCUUUUAUAGCUUUGUUAAUACACCUGUUUACUAGGCACUCGCUUCAUUUCCAGGGCUGGAUUUUUAAUCUCUGUUCACAUUACAUUUAUCCCAAAUGCACAUUUAUCCUUGACUUCUUUUUAAAAAUACUGGUGUUCGCUGCAUUGUUUCUCACACUUGGAUAGCUCAGUCAAUAGAGCAUGAGGCUCUUAAUCUCAGGGUCAUGGUUUGGAACCCCAUGUUGGGCAAAAGAUUCCCACAUUGCAGGGGGUUGGACUAGAUGACCCUCUUGGUCCCUUCCAACCCUACAAUUCUCUGAUUCUAUUAUUCUAAAUCUGUUUCACACCAACUGGAGUCCUUAAGCUAUCCCUAAUCCAUAUCUAGGCAAGGUACAUAGGGUAAAGACACCCCCAUCCCCUCUGGUAUGUACACAAACAGAAACAAAUCUGACACUGAUGAAUGUUUGCUAGAGGGCACAAUGACCAGAAGCUAUGUGUGGUCCUGUGGUCCUGCCCACAACCAGUGGGAAUGUCGGUUAACCUUCAGCAGUUGUUGCCCACACCCUUUCACACAUACCUUUACUUCCAUGAGGACCAGGAACUUAAAGUGUUCUUUUCCUCUUAAAAUAUAGUUGAGGGGUUUUUUGUUGUUGUUGUUGUUAAGAAUCUGAAUUCUCUCUCCAGCACUGCUCCUGAAGAAUUAGGGCAUGCAGAUAGUCGUGUUCAUGAGGCAAGAGCUCAUUUACAUGAAGAGCCAUACUUGAGCCUGCCCCUCCCCCCCAGCUCUCUUCGUCAUCCUCAUGUAACUCCUGAGGGAAGGAGAAUGAGGCUUAAAAAUAGUUUUUGUCCUGUAACCUCCUGUAUAUUAUAUCUUUGUUGAAUUCCUGCCUCCUCUUUUCUUGCGGCUUUCACACAUCCAUCAGUGAAUGUUUAAUCUUCUUGCUCUCAGUAAAGAGACCUGCUUUCUUCCUUGUUCUCUGUGUUGUCUUCUAUUUACCGUACUUUUGGUUUUUAAUAUUCGCAUUUAUUCUUAGGACUAAAUGACGUCAACAAACAGGACUUGCCUGGCGCCAAUGUCAUUGGCCUUUAAUCAUGCCUGUUCAUCCAGGCAUUUGGGUCUUCAUUUAACCCUAAUGUAGAAUGAUUCUGGCCUGACUUGGGGCUCACCUUUUUAGGAAAUUUCCCUUUUCAUGCUUGCUGAUGGAUGGAAACUUGGUGAUGAUGGAGGGGUUUUAUUCUCCCCUCUGGAAGGAUGGGGAGAUAUGAGCCCAUCAGUUAUGCCAAAUGUGUCCCUCCAGGUCUCUCUCUCUCUGGGGUCAUGGACUGGCAAGAUGCAGAGGGAUGGUGGAAGGAACCAGCUGGGGAUCCCCCAAGGGAAUAAGGCUCAGAGCUAGGGGAUUGGUGGUGGGGGGACGAUGAGGCGUCAGGGUUUAGUGAGCAGGAAGAGGCUGGGGCACAGGGCAGUCCAGACUCAGAGGCAGGAGAGGAGUGAGGCCAGGAGACAGAGAUAAGAUAAGCUGCUGAAGAACCCAGGGAGUCUC
Molecule: messenger RNA, 15707 nt
Organism: Podarcis lilfordi (Lilford's wall lizard)
Lineage: Eukaryota; Metazoa; Chordata; Lepidosauria; Squamata; Lacertidae
Source: the annotation of a GenBank genome assembly